AUGAACCAGGAAGAAAUAAUUGUCGACGACUACAUUUCUGAUCCGCAAUUCAUCAACGAAAACGACGAAAAUCCUGAACUUUAUCAGCUGAUUAUCGAUAGCUGGAAUCUGGAAUCAGCGAUAUACGCAAUUCUCAUCGGCCACGGAAUCACGGUUCCGUAUCUAAAGAUACUGGACGAAAAGGCACUUGAUGAUAUUUUUUCGGUGGCCAAGUGGACAGGGCAUAAGCAUGCCCUCCGCAUGAAGCUCUGUGGAUGGGAAGAAAGUGUAUUGUUUAGACAAACCCCGCAUGUCGAAGCGAACCAAACAAAUUGUGUCGCGAUACCUGGAAGGCCUGGAACAUCCAAGCAUAAAUUGCUUCCAACGAGUGUAACAUAUAGCUUGCUCGAUGAUAUUUUGCAGCGAAAUGAGAAGGGCAAAAUAGUUACACGGUACUACGAAACGCACAAAAGCUUGGACUCUGAACACAGGAAAUAUCUGGCUCAUACCAUUGUUGACUACUACAUUGCAAAUCAUAUUUAUUUUGCACUUCCCGAUAUGGCACGUUUUGCACAGCUGAUCUCGGAACGUUUUUCUCCAGAGAUUUCAGUAAUACACAAAUCAAACUAUCUUUUUAAUAAUUUGUGAGCUACAUAUUUAUAAUAUUAUCACUGCAUUAUUAUAUUUACAGGAAACCUAUUAUAAUCCGCGAGACUGCAAGGCAAACAAAAGAAACCCAUCCGGAUUGAUUUAGGAUCGUUUCCAUAAUCGCAGUAAGAAGAAGUUUGUUAAGCUUGAAUGUACGGAUGUCACUUUCCUUCAAGAUCUACGAUCGAAAGCAUUGCAUCUUCCGCUCGAAGAGAUUGAAAGGUUGACAUCCCUCAAGAACUGGCUGCGCAAUAAUUUGGAACCAUUUGAACAAAUCCUACAACACUGGAAAGAGUCACUUUUAUUGCGUAUUAGAUGCAUUCUACAAGACGAAGACAUAAAUAAGAAAAAUAGCAUCAAAGAAUGGCCCAGA
Topomyia yanbarensis is the source of this 1000-nucleotide messenger RNA. RefSeq lists its product as uncharacterized. The record is from RefSeq and is a predicted model, not a curated record. Bases 1 to 627 code for a protein of 208 amino acids. The transcript has 4 exons. NCBI's taxonomy places the organism in Eukaryota, Metazoa, Arthropoda, Insecta, Diptera, Culicidae.